Messenger RNA from Lottia gigantea (owl limpet), 13974 nucleotides. RefSeq lists its product as hypothetical. The record is from RefSeq and is a predicted model, not a curated record. Gene Ontology annotation, biological process: microtubule-based movement. The coding region runs from base 1 to 13365 and encodes 4454 amino acids. NCBI's taxonomy places the organism in Eukaryota, Metazoa, Mollusca, Gastropoda, Lottiidae. The transcript has 49 exons. Gene Ontology annotation, cellular component: dynein complex. Gene Ontology annotation, molecular function: ATP hydrolysis activity; ATP binding; dynein light intermediate chain binding.
AUGGCGAGCGAUUUAGAAAUAAGUGACACUCGCGUGCAGUUUGUUGCAGAUUAUGUAUUGAAGACAUUGAAAAUAAAACCAGACAAAUGGACCAAGAUGUACAGUGUUGAUGAAACAAAGCAAAUGUUUUUAGAUUAUUUUGAAAAGCAAGACUUGAUUUCCAUUGUCAUUAUUCUAAGUUCAUCUGGAGGAUUGUCAGUUCAGUUGGAAUGGCCAAAUAACCUCAAAGGAAAAGCCUGUUAUUUUGUUAAAAGAACUCGGGAACCAAUCCAAAAAGACACAAAUCUAAGGAAUGCUCUGUUAUAUGGAGAUCUGGCGUAUUCACCCCUUGAUCAACUUUCAGCAUUUGUAGAUGAAGUUCUAGUCCCACUUUUAUCAAAUGAUAGAAACCAUGAUCACUGGCCUAAAGUAGUUUCCACUGAUGUCACGAAACAUGUACAUAGUCUAAAGAGUAAUGUGUUUGUUGUAUCUGGACAAGCCAAGGGUAAAACAUUAUUACCAUUACCAGUUGGCGCUGAAAGAGUUGAAGAAUCCAUUCAAGAAGAAGAAAAAAGUGAUACCUUUGACAGAACUUUAGUUCAUGCUAUUGAAUCUGUUAUUAUUGAAUGGACCCAUCAGAUUCGCGAUGUCUUAAAGAGAGACUCAGCUCAACCUCUCUUAGAGGGCCUCAAUCCUACACCCUUUGUAGAAAUCAAAUUCUGGGAAAACAAAGCCCAAAAUUUAGAAUGCAUUUACGAACAGCUAAGAGAUCCAAAGGUGAGGAAGAUGGCUGAGCUUUUAGAAAAAACCAAGAGUAGUUAUUUCCCAUCUUUUAAGAAUAUCUUCAGAGAUGUAGUAGCUGCUUUGACCGAGGCCCAAGACAUCAAUAUGUAUCUUAAGCCCUUACGACACUAUUUAGAAGAUUUGGAACAGGCUGAGUUUGAUGAAUGUAUACCACUAUUAUCACCUACUAUCUAUACUGUAUGUUUAGUUUGGUGUCAAUCUAAAUUCUACAAUACACCGGCUAGAAUCAUUGUCUUAUUACAAGAAAUCUGUAAUAUGGUCAUUGAAAUGGCUGGAAAUUUCUUGGAUCCAACUGAGAUAUUUAAAGGUGAAGUAGAAGAAACGAUUGAUAAAGUGAGAAAAGCCUGUGAUGUGUUGAAAGCUUUUAAAGAUACUUAUGAGAAUCAUAAGAAUAGUCUCAAGACUUACUAUGAGAAUGGUGAUGGAAAGGAAUGGGAAUUUGACCCACAACUUGUUUUUGCCAGAUAUGAUAAAUUUAGGGAACGAGUUGAAACUAUUAGAGAAUUGAUGGAGACUGCCUUAGAAUUUAUGAAAUUAGAGAAAAUUGAACUGGGUGGAAUUAAAGGAAAGGCUUUAAGUGGAGCUGUAUUAUCUAUAUUUGAAGAAUUCAAUGAACUGUUUAAAGUAUUUUCUGAGAAAUCAUAUGAUUGUUUGGAUCCCAGCAGUGAUGAAUUUUUAAAUGAUUAUAAAUCAUUUUUGGAGAAAAUUGGUGAUAUUGAUCGUCGCCUAGCAACCAUUAUUUGUCAAGGUUUUGAUGAUUGUUCUGGUUUAGAAUCUAUUUUCAAGUUAAUUGAUAUAAUGAACACAUUAUUAGAAAGGCCAUUAAUCAAGAAAGAUUUUGAUGGAAAAUAUCCACAUGUGGUGGCCAUGAUGAACCAAGAAUUGGACGAAGUUAAGAAUAUUUAUGAUAUACAGUUAAGGAAAAAGAGAGAAUUAAAACGACCACCUAUACAUAAAAAUAUGCCAUUAGUAACUGGCUGUUUACGCUGGUCAAAAGAAGUGUCAGAAAGAUUAACGAUACAUAUGGGAAAUUUCAAACACAUAGAACAUCCGUGUAUGGAGUCAGAAGAAGCCCAUCUUGUAUUUACUAAAUAUGAACAGAUGAUGGGAUUAUUAACUGAAUGGGAUAAGGAGGUGUAUAAGGAUUGGACAGCUGGUGUCGAGGAGGCUUGCUCAUUUAAUCUCUCACAACCAUUAAUAACACGAAAUGAAGAAACUAAAUUAAUAUCUGUUAACUUUGAUAGACAGUUGGUCGCUGUGUUACGAGAAGUGAAAUAUCUAGAAAUUCGUGGUGAAGAAGAAGUUCCAGGCAGCGCCAGUGCUGUGUAUUCCAGAAAUGAUGAAUUCCGUAAAUACCUAGCUAACCUAGAUCUAACAGUACAGUGGUAUAAUAAAGUACGAACUACAAUAUUAGAAGUGGAAUAUCCAUUAAUAGAAAAUCAACUACAAGAUAUUGAUGUACAAUUAGAGAAAGCUGAAAAAACUUUGAAUUGGAACAGUCAAGGUGUAUGGGAAUAUAUUGAAGAAACAAGAGAAAGAGUGAAAGAUUUAGAAACUAGAGUACAGAAAGCUAAGAAUAAUAUUGAAGAAAUACAGAAGGUUAUGACCACGUGGUCUAAGAUAUCAUUAUUUGAACGAAAAGAAGACAAACAUGAUAGUUUAUUACAUUUAGAUGAUAGACAGGAUAGACUUAAUAAACGUUAUAAUGAAAUUAAAACCGCUGGUGAAAAAAUACACGCAUUACUCAAGGAAAAUCUAGACUUCUUCAAAGGAGAAGCUAACUCUGACAUCUGGAAAGCGUAUGUAGAUUAUGUAGAUGAAAUGAUAGUGGAUGGCUUCUUCAAUACCAUUCACUGUAGUUUACAAUUCUUACUGGAUAAUACAACUACUAAAGCUAUCUGUGAUCCUCUGUUUGAGGCUAGACUAGAACUACAAGUACCAGACAUGGUGUUCAUACCCUCAUUGGAGUAUGGUGUAGCUGAUGGUUUCUAUGAUCUAGUCGAUGGUUUAGUGGGUGAUAUCUAUAAACAGUCUUCGUUGAUACCGCGAUUAGCAGCACACAGUGGUCAGGAACAUUAUCAGCCUGAUUUAGAAGAUAUGGAAGAGUUAUCUGAAAUGAGGCAAGAAGUAAUGGAUCGUGUCCAGACUAUCAUGAAUAAAGCCUGUGAAUACCGUAACUCGUUUGAUAACUACGCCUAUCUGUGGGUUGAUGACCGUAAUGAGUUUAUGAGACAAUUCUUACUCUAUAACCACGUAUUAACGUCAGAAGAAAUAGAAGCUCAUGCUGAUGAAGGUGUUCCAGAAUCUCCACCAACUCUGGCUCAAUUUAAGGAACAGAUUGAUGCUUAUGAAAAGAUUUAUGAAGAAGCAGAACAUGUUGAUGCUACCAGUAUAUUUGAUCAUUGGUUCCGAGUUGAUGCCAAACCAUUUAAACAAGCUUUAUUGAACAUCAUUAAACGAUGGAGUUUCAUGUUUAAACAACAUCUUAUUGAUCACGUUACCAACAGUUUGAACGAACUCUCCGAUUUUAUUAAAUCCACUGAUAACGGCCUAUCACGUCCUGUAGAAGAGGGUGAUUAUGAAGGUCUGGUAGCUGUUAUGGGUAACCUGUUCUCUGUCAAAGAACGUCAAUCCACAACUGAUGAAAUGUUUGAACCACUCAAACAGACUAUUGAGUUGUUGAAACAAUAUGAUCAAGAGAUGCCUGAAGAGGUCCAUCAACAACUACAGGAACUACCUGAACAAUGGAACAAUACCAAGAAGAUCGCCAUAACAGUGAAACAACAGAUGGCACCAUUACAAGCCAAUGAAGUUGCCAAUAUACGCAGAAAGAGUGCUUCAUUUGAUGUUGAACAACAUAAAUUCCGAGAACGAUUCCGAUCUAUUAAACCAUUUAGUUUUGAUUGUGAACAACCUUACAUGUAUCUUGACAGAAACCAUGAAGAGAUUAGUAAAAUGGAACGUAAUAUGGCUCAGUUGUUAGAAUCAGCAGGAUUAUUUGAAGUCAACAUACCAGACUUCAAACAACUGAAACAAUGUCGCAAAGAAAUCAAACUACUCAAAACCUUGUGGGAUUAUGUUAUUAUUGUCAAGAGCAGCAUUGAUGACUGGAAAACCACACCUUGGAAAGAAAUCAAUGUUGAACAGAUGGACAUGGAUUGUAAAAAGUUCGCUAAAGAUAUCCGUAUGUUAGAUAAAGAAAUGCGAGCCUGGGAUUCCUAUAUUGGCGUUGAGAAUAUGGUGAAGAAUAUGUUAACGUCAUUACGAGCCGUCGGUGAACUACAGAAUCCUGCUAUCAGAGAGAGACAUUGGCAACAACUUAUGGCUGCCACAAAGGUACGAUUUAUGAUGGAUGAAAGUACAACAUUAGCUGAUCUCCUGUCUCUCAAUCUACAUAACUAUGAAGAGGAAGUCCGAACUAUAGUGGAUAAGGCAGUAAAGGAAAUGUCUAUGGAGAAGGUCUUGAAGGAAUUAGAUGUGACUUGGUCCACCAUGGAAUUUGAACAUGACAAACAUCCUCGUACUAGUAUUACAAUAUUAAAGGCUAGUGAAGAAUUGAUUGAAACACUUGAAGAUAAUCAGGUACAACUGCAAAACAUGAUGACUUCCAAAUACAUUGCACAUUUCUUAUCAGAAGUAUCUAACUGGCAGAAGAAACUGUCCACAGCUGAUCAAGUUAUCUCUAUCUAUAUGGAGGUUCAGAGAACGUGGACUCAUUUAGAAAGUAUCUUUAUUGGGUCUGAAGAUAUCAGAAAUCAACUGCCAGAAGAUUCUAAACGAUUUGAUAAUAUUGAUAAUGAUUUCAAGGAAUUGGUUGGCGAAGUAGAAGUCACCAAGAAUUGUGUAGAAGCUACCAAUAAACCAAAACUAUACGAACGACUAGAUACCUUACAAGGUCAACUUAACUUGUGUGAGAAAGCCUUAGCUGAAUAUCUAGAAACAAAACGUUUGGCUUUCCCCAGAUUCUACUUCGUAUCCUCUGCCGAUUUAUUGGAUAUUCUGUCUAACGGCAACAAUCCUCCAGUUGUUGCUCGUCAUUUAACCAAAUUAUUUGACAGUUUGGCUUCAUUGAAAUUUGAGAAAGAUUCUAGUGAUAAUGAAUUGAAAUCAGCUCUCGGUAUGUACAGUAAAGAUGGAGAGUUUGUCACUCUGAAUAAACCAUGUGAUCUCAAUGGACAGGUUGAAAGCUGGUUAAAUAGAUUAUUAGAAGCCAUGAAAGCUACAGUAUUACAUGAAUUGAAUGAAGCUGUACAAGGUUAUGAAGAGAAACCCAGAGAUCAAUGGCUGUUUGAUUAUCCUGCUCAAGUUGCUCUGUGUGGUACCCAGAUCUGGUGGACAACAGAAGUCAAUAUAGCUUUUGGUAGAUUAGAAGAAGGUUAUGAAAAUGCCUUGAAAGAUUACAACAAAAAACAAAUCACCCAGUUGAAUUCUUUGAUUACCAUGUUAAUCGGAAAACUGUCUUCUGGCGAUCGACAAAAAAUCAUGACAAUUUGUACUAUUGAUGUACAUGCUCGUGAUGUCGUGGCCAAAAUGAUUACACAGAAAAUAGACAGUUCUCAGGCUUUCUUGUGGUUGUCACAGCUUCGACAUCGCUGGGAUGAUAAUCAGGUGGAUUGCUUCGCCAACAUCUGUGACGCUCAAUUCAGAUACUCUCAUGAGUAUUUAGGUAACACACCGAGAUUGGUCAUUACACCCCUCACUGAUAGAUGUUAUAUCACACUUACCCAGUCUCUCCAUUUAGUAAUGAGUGGAGCUCCUGCAGGACCUGCUGGUACUGGUAAAACAGAGACUACUAAAGAUUUAGGUCGUGCUUUGGGUAUUAUGGUAUACGUCUUCAACUGCUCUGAACAGAUGGACUACAAGUCUAUUGGUAAUAUCUAUAAAGGUUUAGCUCAGUCUGGUUCAUGGGGUUGUUUUGAUGAAUUUAAUCGUAUCUCAGUAGAAGUGUUAUCUGUAGUAGCUGUCCAGGUGAAAUGUAUUCAAGAUGCUAUCAGAGAUAAAAAAGACAUCUUUAAUUUCCUUGGUGAGGUGAUCCGCAUGGUUCCUAGCGUUGGUAUUUUCAUUACUAUGAAUCCAGGUUACGCUGGAAGAACUGAAUUACCAGAAAAUCUGAAAGCCUUAUUUAGGCCAUGUGCUAUGGUUGUACCAGAUUUUGAAUUGAUUUGUGAAAUUAUGUUGGUAGCUGAAGGUUUCUUAGAAGCCAGACUUUUAGCUCGUAAAUUUAUUACAUUAUACAGUUUAUGUAAAGAAUUACUGUCCAAACAGGAUCAUUAUGAUUGGGGUUUACGUGCUAUUAAAUCAGUAUUGGUGGUUGCUGGUUCGUUGAAGAGAAGUGACCCUGGUCGUCCUGAAGAUCAGGUAUUGAUGAGAGCUUUGAGAGAUUUCAAUAUUCCCAAAAUUGUAGCAGAUGAUAUGCCAGUCUUUAUGGGAUUGAUUUCUGAUCUCUUCCCUGCUCUGGAUGUCCCACGUAAACGUAACUUGGACUUUGAAGGCCAAAUCAAACAAGCCACAUUGGAUCAAAAACUACAACCAGAAGACAACUUUAUCUUAAAGGUCGUUCAGCUUCAGGAAUUGUUUGAAGUACGACAUUCAGUAUUUUUAUUGGGUAAUACUGGAACUGGUAAGAGUGGGGUAUGGAACACCCUGAUUAAAACUUACCGCAAUCAAGGCAAGAAACCUAUAGCUAUCGACCUUGACCCUAAAGCUGUCACCAAUGAUGAAUUGUUUGGUGUGAUUAAUCCAGCAACACGAGAAUGGAAGGAUGGUUUAUUCUCAGUAGUAAUGAGAGAUUUAGCCAAUAUGACAGGUGACGCUCCGAAAUGGAUCGUAUUGGAUGGUGAUAUUGAUCCUAUGUGGAUUGAAUCAUUGAAUACUGUCAUGGAUGAUAAUAAAGUUCUCACGUUGGCCAGUAACGAACGUAUUCCACUCACACCAUGUAUGAGAUUGCUGUUUGAAAUCAGCCAUCUUAAAACUGCUACCCCAGCCACCGUGUCCCGAGCUGGUAUUCUCUUUGUUAAUCCUCAAGAUUUAGGAUGGAAUCCUUAUGUACAAAGCUGGAUAGAUACCAGAGAAGUCCAGUCAGAAAGAGCCAAUUUAACCAUUCUCUUUGAUAAAUAUGUACCGACUUGUUUGGAAGUGAUGAGACAUAGGUUUAAAAAGAUUACACCUAUAGCUGAAAUCAGUCAUAUCCAGAUGUUAUGUUACUUACUAGAAUGUUUACUGACACCAGAAAAUACUCCACCAGAUUGUGCUAAAGAACUAUAUGAGUUAUAUUUUGUAUUUGCCUGCGUCUGGGCGUUUGGUGGUGUUAUGUUCCAGGAUCAGUUGGCUGAUCACAGAGUAGAAUUUACAAAAUGGUGGACGACAGAUUUCAAAACCAUAAAAUUCCCCCAUCAAGGAACUGUGUUUGAUUAUUAUAUUGAUGCUGAAACUAAGAAAUUUGAAUUAUGGACAAAACGAGUUCCUACAUUCGAAUUAGACCCUGAUAUUCCAUUACAAGCUGCCAUGGUACAUACUGCUGAAACAAUCCGAGUAAAAUACUUCCUCGACAUGUUGGUUGAGAAGAAGAGACCAGUCAUGUUAGUAGGUAAUGCCGGUACUGGUAAAACAGUACUAAUGGGUGAUAAACUGAUUAACUUAUCAGAGGAAUACAUGGUGACUAACGUACCCUUCAAUUUCUACACUACCUCCGAGAUGUUACAAAGAGUUCUGGAAAAACCAUUAGAGAAGAAAGCUGGUAGAAAUUAUGGUCCACCUGGUACAAGAAGAUUGAUCUACUUUGUUGAUGAUAUGAACAUGCCAGAGGUUGACAAAUAUUUCACAGUCCAACCUCAUACAUUGAUUAGACAACAUAUUGACCAUGGUCAUUGGUAUGAUAGAACUAAAUUAUCAUUGAAAGAAAUCCACAACACUCAAUAUGUAGCCUGUAUGAAUCCUACUGCUGGUAGUUUUACUAUAGAUUCCCGUCUCCAGCGUCAUUUCUGUGUGUUUGCUUUGAGUUUCCCCAAUCAAGAUGCCUUGAAGACAAUUUACACUUCCAUCUUAUCUCAACAUUUACAAAUGAAUAAUUUCCCUCUUGCUGUACAGAAGUUUACUGAGCCUUUAGUUAACGGUGCUCUGGCUCUCCAUUCUAAAGUCACCACUACCUUCCUACCUACUGCCGUUAAAUUCCAUUAUAUCUUCAAUCUUAGAGACUUAUCUAACAUCUUCCAGGGUAUAUUAUUCUCUACAAGUGAAUGUGCCAAGACGCCAGCUGACUUAAUUAAACUGUGGCUCCAUGAGUCAGCUCGUGUCUAUCAUGAUAAACUUACUGAUGAAAAGGAUAUUGAAAUGUUUGAUAAAGUACAGAAAGAUGUUGUUAAAAAGACAUUUGAGGAUAUAGAUGAAGCUGUAGUGUUCCAAACACCAAAUCUGUUCUGCCAUUUUGCCCAGGGUAUUGGUGAACCUAAAUAUUCCAAUGUUGCCAGCUGGCAGGAACUUAAUAAAAUAUUAGUGGAAGCCUUAGAUAAUUAUAAUGAACUGAAUGCCGCUAUGAACUUAGUGUUGUUUGAAGAUGCCAUGUCACAUAUUUGUCGUAUUAAUCGUAUCUUAGAAUCACCUCGUGGAAAUGCCUUGUUAAUUGGUGUGGGAGGAAGUGGUAAACAAAGUUUAUCACGGUUAGCUGCGUUUAUUAGUAGUUUAGACGUCUUCCAGAUUACCUUACGUAAAGGCUACAGUAUCGUGGAUCUGAAGACCGAUAUCGCAGCUCUGUAUAAAAAGACUGGAAUCAAGGGUGUAGGCACCAUGUUUUUAAUGACAGACGCUCAAGUACCAGAUGAACGGUUCCUGGUAUUGAUCAAUGAUUUACUAGCAUCAGGUGAAAUUCCUGAUUUAUUUGCCGAUGAUGAAAUUGAAGAGGUUAUCAGUGGAGUAAGAAAUGAAGUCAAAGGUCAAGGGUUAGAAGACACAAGAGAGAAUUGUUGGAGAUAUUUUAUUGAGAAAGUUAGAAAGACAUUGAAGGUGGUAUUGUGUUUCUCACCAGUUGGUGCAACUCUACGUGUCAGAAGUCGUAAAUUCCCUGCUAUUACCAACUGUUCUGCUAUUGAUUGGUUUCAUGAAUGGCCUGAAGAGGCUUUGACCUCUGUCAGUGCUAGAUUCUUGGAUGAUAUAGAACUGUUACCAAGUGAUAUGAAAGUAUCCAUAGCCAAAUUCAUGGCUUACGUCCAAAAAUCUGUAAACGAAAUCAGUCACUUGUAUUUAACCAAUGAAAGACGUUACAAUUACACCACACCUAAAAGUUUCUUGGAGUUAAUCAACUUGUACCAUAAUUUACUGGGUAUCAAAAACAAGGAAUUACAGGCUAAGAUUGUCCGUUUGGAAAAUGGUUUAGAAAAACUCCGAAGUACCGCCUCUCAGGUGGAUGAUUUAAAGUCAAAACUGGCCUCUCAAGAAGUAGAAUUAGCCCAGAAGAAUGAAGAUGCUAAUAAAUUGAUUCAAGUGGUCGGAGCUGAAACUGAGAAAGUCGGUAAAGAGAAAGCUAUUGCUGAUGAAGAAGAACUGAAAGUAUCAAAAAUUACGGUAGAAGUCGAGAAAAAAGCUGCUGAUUGUGAACGAGAUUUAGCCAAAGCUGAACCUGCUCUGCUUGCUGCUAAAGAGGCUUUGAAUACAUUAAAUAAGAAUAAUUUGACUGAGUUAAAAUCUUUUGGCUCACCUCCAACUGCUGUUACCAAUGUUACUGCUGCCGUCAUGUGUUUACUAGCACCAGGUGGUAAAGUACCCAAAGACAAGAGUUGGAAGUCUGCAAAGAGCUCAAUCAUGAAUAAGGUGGAUGCCUUUUUAGAUAACCUAAUUAACUACGAUAAGGAUAAUAUCCCCGAAAGUUGUCUGAAAGCUGUCCAACCUUUCUUAAACGAUCCUGAAUUUGAACCAGAAUUUAUUAAAUCCAAAUCUCUAGCUGCUGGUGGUCUGUGUGCCUGGGUUGUAAAUAUUGUCAUGUAUUAUAACGUCUACUGUACUGUGGAACCAAAGAGAAUGGCCUUGAAACAAGCCAACGAUGAGUUAUCUGCUGCUCGAGAAAAGUUACGUGUCAUCAAAGCUAAAGUAGCUGAUUUGGAAGCCACUCUUGCUACGUGUCAAGCUGAAUUCGAAAGAGCUACCUCUGAGAAAUUACGCUGUCAACAAGAAGCUGAAUCGACUGCUAAAACUAUCGAGUUAGCUAAUCGUCUCGUGGGUGGUCUGGCAUCAGAAAAUGUGAGAUGGGCUGAAGCUAUUAAUGGAUUUAGAGAACAGGAGAAGAGUUUGCCUGGUGAUGUUCUCAUUACAACAGCUUUCAUCUCAUACGUUGGUUGCUUUACUAAGUCCUACCGUUUAGACUUGAUGAAUGCGUAUUGGUUACCGUAUUUGAAAGAGAAGGCUCAAGAUAUCAUCGUGUCUGAAAAUCUGGAUCCAUUAGCGUUGUUGAUUGAUGAUGCUGAUAUUGCUACCUGGAAUAACGAAGGUUUACCGGGAGACAGAAUGUCCACAGAAAACGCUACUGUACUAACAAGUUGUCAAAGAUGGCCACUGAUGAUUGAUCCACAGUUACAAGGUAUUAAAUGGAUCAAGAAGAGAUAUGGUGCAGAUCUGAAAGUAAUCCGACUUGGAGCUAAAGGUUAUUUGGAAGCUAUUGAACGAGCUGUUACUAAUGGUGAUGUAGUCUUGAUUGAAAAUAUUGGAGAAUCAAUCGACCCUGUAUUGGAUCCAUUGUUGGGUAGAAACACCAUUAAGAAGGGACGUGCUAUCAAGAUGGGAGACAAAGAAGUUGAAUAUCAUAAAGACUUUAAAUUGAUUCUCCAAACCAAAUUAGCCAAUCCUCAUUAUAAACCAGAAAUGCAGGCUCAGUCCACGUUGAUCAAUUUCACCGUCACUCGAGAUGGUCUUGAAGAACAGCUGUUAGGAGCUGUAGUCAGCAAAGAAAGACCAGAUUUAGAAAAACUGAAAUUGGAUUUGACUCACCAACAGAAUGAAUUCAAGAUCACCUUGAAAGGAUUAGAAGACAACUUGUUAGCUCGAUUGUCUGCUGCCGAGGGCAAUUUCUUAGGCGAUUACGCACUCGUAGAGAAUCUAGAAACAACCAAGAGAACUGCAGCAGAAAUUGAAGUCAAGGCUGCCGAGGCGAAGAAGACUGAAGUAGAAAUUAAUAAAGCUCGUGAAGAUUACAGACCAGCUGCCUCCAGAGCUUCUCUACUCUACUUCAUCAUGAAUGAUCUUCUCAAGAUCAAUCUUAUGUACCAAUUUUCAUUGAAGGCUUUUAGCGUAGUAUUCGACAAGGCAAUCGAUAAAGCCGAACCAGCUGAAGAUGUAAAACAGCGAGUUCUAAACCUGAUCGAUUGUAUCACCUACUCAGUAUCAGUGUAUACCACUAGAGGUCUGUUUGAGAAGGAUAAACUUAUCUUUUCUACGCAGAUGGCCUUCCAGAUUCUUCUCUUGAAUAAUGAGAUUAAUCCUGUGGAACUGGAUUUCUUACUCCGAUUCCCUGCCGUACAGAAUCUUACCACACCUGUAGAUUUCCUCAAUAAUAACUCUUGGGGUGGAAUUAAGGCUUUAGCUGCCAUGGAAGAAUUCCGAAACCUAGAUAGAGAUAUAGAAGGUUCAGCUAAACGAUGGAAGAAGUUUGUUGAGAGUGAAUGUCCAGAAAAAGAAAAAUUCCCUCAAGAAUGGAAGAAUAAAACAUCCCUACAGAAACUAUGUAUGAUGAGAGCUCUACGUCCUGACAGAAUGACUUAUGCUAUUAGGAAUUUCAUUGAAGAAAGGAUGGGAACUAAGUAUGUUGAAGGUAGAGCUGUAGAGUUUAUGAGAUCCUAUGAAGAGUCCGGACCAGCCACACCAAUAUUCUUUAUCUUAUCACCUGGUGUGGAUCCACUGAAGGAUGUAGAAGCUGCUGGUAAAAAACUAGGAUUUACUGAAGACAAUAAGAACUUCCACAAUAUAUCUCUUGGACAAGGUCAAGAAGUUGUGGCUGAACAAGCUAUGGAUAUUGCUGCUAAAGAUGGACAUUGGGUCAUUCUACAGAAUAUCCAUCUUGUAAGUAAAUGGUUAUCAGCAUUAGAGAAGAAAUUAGAAGAAUACAGUGAAGUUGCCCAUGAAGAUUAUCGUAUAUUUAUAUCUGCUGAACCAGCGUCCAGUAACGAAUACCACAUCAUCCCUCAAGGUAUCCUCGAGCCAGCUGUCAAGAUCACCAACGAGCCCCCAACUGGCAUGUUCGCCAAUUUACAUAAAGCCCUUGAUAACUUCACCCAGGAUACACUUGAGAUGUGUGCACGAGAAACAGAAUUUAAAAGUAUUCUCUUUGCACUCUGCUAUUUCCAUGCUGUGGUAUGCGAAAGAAGAAAGUUCGGUCCUCAAGGAUGGAACAGAGUCUACCCAUACAACACUGGAGAUUUGACUAUCAGUGUCAACGUAUUGUACAACUAUCUUGAAGCCAAUGCUAAAGUACCAUGGGAAGAUCUACGAUAUCUGUUUGGAGAGAUUAUGUAUGGUGGACAUAUUACAGAUGAUUGGGAUAGACGAUUAUGUAAAACAUAUCUUGAAGUUUACAUGCACGCUGGAAUGUUGGAUGGUGAGCUAUAUUUAGCACCCGGAUUCCCCAUUCCACCCAAUACAGAUUAUAAAGGUUACCAUGCCUAUAUAGAUGAAGUUCUACCACCAGAGAGUCCCUAUCUAUAUGGUCUACAUCCUAAUGCUGAGAUUGAAUUCUUAACAACAACCUCUGAUAACUUGUUCCGAACUGUGUUUGAAAUGCAGCCACGUGAUGCUGGAGCUUCAGGAGGUGCUGGUGUUAGUCGAGAAGAGAAGACUAAAGGUAUCUUAGAUGAGAUCAUUAUGGGUAAAGUACCCUUAGAAGAAAGAACACCCUAUAUCGUUGUUGCCUUCCAAGAAUGUGAACGAAUGAACAUGCUAACAUCUGAGAUUAGAAGAUCUCUGAAAGAAUUAGAUCUUGGUUUGAAGGGUGAGCUUACUAUUACAGCUGAUAUGGAAGAUCUGAGCAAUUCCUUGUUCUUAGAUACCAUACCAGAAACAUGGCAGAAGAGAGCUUAUCCUUCCUUAUAUGGUCUUGGAGCUUGGUAUGCCGAUUUACUCCAGAGAGUGAAAGAACUUGAAACCUGGACCUCUGAUUUCCAACUUCCCGCAGCCGUCUGGUUGGGAGGUUUCUUUAAUCCCCAGUCCUUCCUGACAGCUAUCAUGCAGCAGAUGGCUCGUAAGAACGAAUGGCCGCUCGACAGAAUGUGUCUUCAGUGUGACGUCACUAAGAAAACACGAGAAGACAUGGCCGGACCUCCAAGAGAGGGCGCUUACGUGCACGGUCUGUACAUGGAAGGUGCUAGGUGGGACACACAGACUGGUAUGAUCAAUGAAGCUAGAUUGAAAGAACUAGCUCCACCCAUGCCAGUUAUGUUUAUCAAGGCUAUCCCAGUUGAUCGACAAGAUACGAGAAAUGUGUACGAAUGUCCUGUAUAUAAGACGAAGAGUCGAGGCCCAACUUAUGUCUGGACCUUUAAUCUUAAAACUAAGGAAAAGGCCAGCAGAUGGGUUCUUGGUGGUGUUGCUCUUUUAUUACAAGUAUAAUCAUCCCUAUAUUACCAAUAUCAAAAUUGUCUAUUCAGAAGUUUUAUAUUUUGUCAAAGAUGUUGAUUAUACUAUGAUUUAGAAAGUGCUAAGUAUAGCAUGAAUUAUUAAGAUUACUGUGAUUUGGAAUGCAGAAAAUACAACUUACAAUAUUAUAUUAAUUCAGAACUUAUCAAGAAAAGCAUGACAUUUUACUAUGCUAAGAAAAGCAUCAAUAUGAUUGUGCUAAGAAAAGUAUUAAAAUAUAACUGAAUUUUAGAAGACACUACAGCUUAAAAUAUCAUUAAAUUGUAGUACUGUAAUUCAAACUGAUACGUUAUGAAAUAUUACUCAUUUUAAACCAUGCUAAGAACAGCAUAAUUUUACCUCUAAUACUUAUUGAAAAUUCUUCCUUUGAGUUAUAUUUUGAAGCAUUGAAUAGAAUUCUUCCAAAAAUUAAUCCAAUAUUUUUAAGCCACAUGCAGCAUUGUGAUAUUCAGCAUUCCCUCCCUUAUUUAUUUUCUUGUUGAUUUUAUUUGUUCAAUAUUUUUAUAGACUUCAUAUUUAUUCAACCACUAUUGUAUUAUAUAUCCAGGCUUAUUGCUGAAAUAAAUUAUUAUGUAUGUUCAA